Messenger RNA from Symbiodinium pilosum, 415 nucleotides. The record is from the annotation of a GenBank genome assembly. Lineage: Eukaryota; Dinophyceae; Suessiales; Symbiodiniaceae.
GUUUGCAAGCGCAUGCACGAGGCCGAGGAGCAGAAGAAGCUCUCCUCCGUAGUUCCAAUGUCUUCCUCCGCUUCGGAGGCGCCGGCUCGUCCGGAGCCGAAGGAUCCGGCGCCUCAACCCAAGCCGCGGGCUGAGGAGCCCGACGACGACAUGCAGCAGCAGAUCAAAGCGGCUAUGGCGGCCCAGGACAUCAGGAGACUGCGAAAGCUCUUGUCAGAGAUCCUGCUGAAGGGCUAUCCGCCAAAAAAGUACAACGCGUUGGUGCUGAAAGCUCUUGAAUGGAUCGAAGCCCAUAAGCCGGAUGUGGAGUCGGCAUUACGGAAAGCCAUGAAUCGCAAGAUCUCCGCUGAGGUCGUUGAGUGCGCGAUGGACGCAAGGUUUUGCGGUGUGGACGAGAAUUUGCUGCAGCAGGCAG